Coregonus clupeaformis (lake whitefish) is the source of this 3086-nucleotide messenger RNA. Its product is annotated as interleukin-17 receptor C. Gene Ontology annotation, molecular function: interleukin-17 receptor activity. The transcript is spliced from 17 exons. The record is from RefSeq and is a predicted model, not a curated record. The coding region runs from base 496 to 2658 and encodes 720 amino acids. Lineage: Eukaryota; Metazoa; Chordata; Actinopteri; Salmoniformes; Salmonidae.
UUUCUACAGACAUUCUUGUUUAUGUAUAUAUACAGUAUAUGUAUAUACUGUAUUGGUAACAGGACAAAUCUGAUAGGGCACGUGCCCUUGUACCCCCUAUGGGCAUGACGCCUCUGUAAUUCAGAACCACUGUACUAAAAAAGCAAAAUGACAUUGAUCAUUGAAAUCUAACUGGCAACUCCAUGCAGCACAAUUGAGCCACCUUUUCAAGUAAACAUACCUCCCUCUGUCUUCCUCCUGACUGUCACACACUCCAUUCACACUGUUUCCAGGAGAUUGGAUUGAAGUGUCACAGAGCAUCCACAGGACUAGCUAGAUAACGUUUGAUCUACCUGAAACAACAGGUGCAUGUUGACACAACUAUAAUGAUGUGGGAAUCCGUGUGAUCAGCGCAACCGCCUCCACUUUUCGAGACGGACUCUUCGGACAGGGCGCAGGAAAAGGAAGCGCCAACCUGGUGGACGCAGAAGCGCUGUCCAGGGUGCUGUAGUGCCAAUGGCUCGCCUGUUCCAUUGCGUUCACUUUGUCCUACUGUUACUGCUGCAAAUAAGGUCCCCAUCCGCGCUGGAGAUGAUAUACGGUGCACAUCGACUUACCUGUGGCCAGGGCCUGACUGACUGCAGUGUAAAAGAUGUUGCCCUUCCUGUCAUGAAAGGUCCUGUGAAUGUUAGGUGGUUGGAGCUUAGAGUGAUUCUGUGUUGCACCAGCAGACAUGACUGCAAACCCUGCCUGCGAGUCCAGGUCUUCUUCACAAUCAAAGAUCAGCAUGAGGACCAGGAAGUGUCUGCUGACCACGGUAACAAAGAUUACAACCCUAAGCUGAAGGAAGAGGGAGAAAGGAGUGCCCUAGGGAUGCCACCCAGCCAAACAGAAGCUUCUGUAACAUUGUGUUACAGCUACCCACACGUCAUUGAUCGCUGCAAGAAAGUGACAUUUACAUUGAGCCAUUCAGCGCUGGGGGACCAGCACUCUCCUGAGAUGUGGCUAUCUUUAUUGCUGGUGCCAGUACCAUAUGGAAGUCCAGUCAAGGUCUAUGCAUUAUCUACCUCAGGAACCACCAUUAUCCCCUCUUUACAAAAUGUUUGUUCCCCAAACCUAGAUGGUAUUGUGAAAGAAUGUGAUGUGCCCAGGCUCCAAGCUGUGAUUGAUGAGAAGAGAGAUGUGGCUGUGCUCAAAUUAAAGAGUUCUAACGAAACACCGACCAGUGGGAUGAGCAUGUGUCAGAUGUCCGGGACUGAAGAGCUUGGAUUCUGCAGAAUCCAGGAGUGGCAAGAGGGCCAGAGAGAGAUGAUAAUCCCGCUGAGGUCUAUAGCGCCCUGUCUGUGCUUUAAGGUUUGGUGGAAGGGAAAGAAUCUACGCAGAGAGAUCUGCCCCUUCAUGAACAACAAAGAGCUUUUCAGAAGUAUGUGGCACAACAACGUAUCUGUGUCAGUGGAGGCUCAGACUAGUGCAGAGAACGGCACAGCACUGAGCUGGAACAUCACUGCCCCCUGCCAGCUAGAGGGGGAACUGUGGCUGUGCAGGAGGGACUCAGUGGGGGGGCAGUGUGAGGAAGUGAUGGGAACCAGGCAGAGGAUGCACAAUCACACACAUGCCGGGUGGACGGCCGCUCUCCACGGACACUGGAAAAGAGGAGAGUUCAUCAAUGUGAACCCCCAUCCUGCUCUGUGUGUUCAGAUGAAAGUGCAGGGGAUGGAUACAAAGCUGGAUCCCUUAAUAUGUCCAUUUGCAACGCCACGGAACCGAUGGAGUCUGACUCUCCUGAUUGGACUAAUCUGUCUGGCGGUACUUGGGGCCUGCGUCAUCCAUGGUGCUCUCAAAGGAUACGUGUGGAGAUGGUUGAAAGACGAUGACAUAGGAGGUGCAGUAGGAGGCAGCCAUAUCGUGUUGCUGUACCCUCCUGACAGUGAUCAGGCUCUGCCGGGGCUGGUGUGCCGUUUGGGCACGUCCCUGUCCUCUCUGGGCUUCAGUGUGUCUGUUGACCUGUGGAGCCGGGCUGAGCUCAGUGUCCUGGGACCUGUUCCAUGGCUCCACUCCCGGCUGGACUGCCUGCAGAGACAGGGGGGCAAAGUGGUGCUGGUGCUGACCCAGGCAGCCUGGGAGAGGGCAGAGGAGUGGGGCAGCAGGGGAUGGGAGAGGGACACUCUCCGGGGGAGUGGGUGUGACGAGGAUGGGGAGGCAGUGGAGGGGUGUCGUUCUCCAUAUUUGGAUGUCUUCAGCGCUUCACUCACCUGCAUUCUGGCGGACAAUCUGCAGGGCCGCGCCGGCGAACGCUUCACCCUGGUGCAGUUUGAGUCUCUGCCCACCCAGCCUCCUGGUGGUGGCCGCCCCCUGCCUGAGCUCUUCAGGGGGAUGCAGCUCUUCAGCCUCCCCUCCCAGAGCCUGGGCUUCCUGACUGAACUGGCUUUGGGGCGAGGUAGGGGGGCAGCCUCAUGGGCACUGGCAGGGGGGCUCAGGGCAGCCUCACGGGCUCUGGCUGGUGGGCUGAGAGGGUCUGCGGGGGGUUCAGCAGUGUUACAGCUUGCAGGGCUGCCACAGGACUGUGUUGGUGCAGGGGUGGAGGACCCCUGGGAGUCUGUGCCUCUGGAGCCGUGUCUCACCACCCCACCAUCCAGUCCUGACACCUGCACCAAGACCAGCGGGAUGGACUGGGUCUGAGAGGACAUGAGAGGCUAGGAAGGAACCAGGGGCUUUUUCUAAAGGACGGUAACUGUGGCACUUAUACAGUAUACUAUAAUCAGAUACUGGACAUAAGGACUUCAGGAGAUGGUGACUUGUUGACACUGUAUCUCAUCAUGCAGGUGUAGAGCUACUGUCCAAAGUAGAGCAUGACUUGUAAAUAUUGGAAGUUAUUCACUUUUGCGCUCUUGAAACACUACUGUCAACUCCAUCUUGGUGCUCAUCCCUGAACUGUAAAUGUGUGACAUUGUUGUACUCAACCAUUAUCUUCAUUUCAAAAUGUUAUAUGGUUAAUUUGUAAAGUUUUUUAUUUUACUAAGUGGUUUGUUAAGUUGUUAAACGCCAGGGUUAGGAAGUAGUGAACUACAUGUAGUUCAACUACUAAUUAAACGACAUUUUGCAGUAGC